AUGCGAGAGUUUACAGACGUGGUGUUGGAUCUCUUACGUGUGAGUGAACGCGAUAUCUUAAGUAAGAAAGACUCGCGGAGGAUAGCAGAAUGGACUACACACGCCUGGUGCAGGAAGGCAGGUGGAGGAAUGAUGUCACAUGGUAACACCUGUGGUGAGCACCACGGCCUGGCUACCCCCGGCGGCCUGGCUGCCCCCGGCGGCCUGGCUGCCCCCGGCGGCCUGGCUGCUCCCGGCGGCCUGGCUGCCCCCGGCGGCCUGGCUGCCCCCGGCGGCCUGGCUGCCUGGCCCCCCGGCGGCCUGGCUGCCCCCGGCGGCCUGGCUGCCCCCCGGCGGCCUGGCUGCCCCCGGCGGCCUGGCUGCCCCCGGCGGCCUGACUGCACCAGGCGGCCUGGCUGCCCCCGGCGGCUGGGUUAA
Procambarus clarkii (red swamp crayfish) is the source of this 417-nucleotide messenger RNA. The record is from RefSeq and is a predicted model, not a curated record. NCBI's taxonomy places the organism in Eukaryota, Metazoa, Arthropoda, Malacostraca, Decapoda, Cambaridae.